Messenger RNA from Oncorhynchus nerka (sockeye salmon), 3180 nucleotides. RefSeq names its product trafficking regulator of GLUT4 1-like. Bases 722 to 1276 code for a protein of 184 amino acids. The transcript is spliced from 3 exons. Gene Ontology annotation, cellular component: membrane. Lineage: Eukaryota; Metazoa; Chordata; Actinopteri; Salmoniformes; Salmonidae. The record is from RefSeq and is a predicted model, not a curated record.
CUCUGUCGCUGCAGCGUGAGAAACAGCCUUGAGACACGGCCCGUUGCGGAACAACACACAGGACACAAACUCACUUUCUCUGAUUCUGGGCGUAUAUUUGAGAGAAAGUAAUCUGUUUUCCGUCCAUCUUUAUUAUUUUGAAUGAAAAAUAAAACGUUUAUUUGCGCGGUAUAUAAAGCUGGUAAUAAUAGAGCAUUGCGGUGGGGUUAAAAAGGCAGGCGACAGGCGCUUCACUGAGUGAUUUGUUCCUUGGCUCAGGCGUUAUAUAUGGAGAGAGGGAGUGCACAUUUCAGAGAUCGCUUUCUGAUAGCGAGUGUGGAUUGAAUGGAACUGCGGAAUUGAGACGGAAGGCAUUAUUCUUGAUUGUAGAUGAAGAAUGAUACACAAAUCCAACGGGAAAAAUACCACUAAUUUUUAAAAUCUCUAAUUGAAAGGGGUUUAUUUAUAACGCAUGUGGAUGACAUAGCCUACCUAAAUGGUGCAUUAGUAUACAUAUCAACUUGCCACGCAAUUGGUUAAAUUGUCUAGUCUUAGUCUUACAGUUUAUUGCAACAUCGAAAGAAAUUGGAUAAUUAAUCUUGGCACGAUUCAAAUAAAUCAAAUGUAUUAGGUCAAAUAAUGGGAAUUUAGCACCACUCUAACCAGUCUUAGUACUUUACACGAUUAGGCAUUUAUUUUUCCUCUAUUGGAAACUAAUUUAAAUAUUUGGAAUUUUGAAGAAAUGGCAAUCAACACAGACACUGAAUUCGAGAAAUCUAACCUGGGAAAGAGCGGCGGCGCGCCCGCCAACGAGUCUCAGGAGACCGAGAAACUUCUCAACCUCGUAACCAAGGAGCCUGCUGGCGGCAACGGUAUGAAAAUGUCCUCCUCCUUUACCAUCAACGUGGGGAGCGAAAAUAACCUGGAUGCGGACCAGAACGGUCACAGUGUACCCUUUAGGUCGGGCUCUGCGGGGCACCUGACCGCUGCCCCCCCCUCCCCGUCCCGGGUCAGUUUGAGUCGCAGUCGCACCUCUUCCAUCGGGAACGCCGCGGUCCAAGAGGCGCAAAAGCCCAAGGACUAUCUCAUACUGGUCAUAUUGUCCUGUUUCUGCCCUUUCUGGCCCGUCAGCAUUGUUGCUUUGGCAUAUUCAAUUAUGUCCAGAAACAGCCUGCAGUCGGGAGACAUGGACGGAGCUAAGAGACUGGGUAAACUGGCUCGCCUCCUCAGUGUCGUUUCCAUAAUCCUGGGUAUACUCACCAUAGUCGUCUGUGUAACGGUCUCUGUAACCAAGUGACCAGUGUAUAGACCAUGAAACAAGAGCACUGCUGCAAGCCAAGCAGAGGAUGCUGCAUGGGAAAAAAAUCAAUUCCGUUAAUUCGGAGAUUAAAAAUAAGGCAAACAAUUAAGAAGUUUAAAGAGUAGGAAAUACAGUAGCAAAUGAAUGCAACACAAAAGAUCCAGAUAUGCAUGCAUUAGAUUCCACUAACAUUUGCUUGAUGAAGAAAAAUAAAAUCCUUCAUAUAAAAAGUGUAUUUUAAAAGAACAUGGGACGGUUGACUUAUGGUUUGAGGAACUCGCUACUCUCAUUAGACUCUCUGUGGAGUAAAAAAAAUACUCUUAAAAUUAAGGAGAGAGGGAUGAACAGAGGAAUGAAGUGAUAAACUUUUCUGAAUCAAGAAUGGAAGGAGACCUUGAAAAUGAACUCCAAGCUUUGGACUACAAACAUCAAGACAGUUGAAUAAUAAUCUGAAAAUAUACUUGGUUAACCUGACCUCCUGGAUUGAGAGCAUAUACAACUAUACAGAUAUAUAAAUAUAUAUAGAUGAAUAUAUCCAUUUACAUUUGAUAAAAGUUGUGUAUGUUGCGCUGAGUUGCGAUGAUUGAGACUGUUAAGUUAAGAUGGCUGCCUGACCGGCAGUGGCUGUCGCCUGGUAUAGGUUGCCGAAGAAUGUAAUAUUUGACCAAGGUACACAAUUCAGAGAUGUUUUUGAAUUUGUUGUUUAUUUUGUAGAUUUUUACAAAAAAAAAAAAAAGAGACCACUUGACUAUAGAUAGCCAACCUGUUUCAUUUUGUUUGUGAAUUCAUAUUUGUUUGUCUUGUGUUUUUACUUUGGGAUCAAACAUGCCAGGUGCUUAGAGACUUGAGAGUGAGUUGUACAAAAUUGAGUGUUUCAGCCCCGUGUGGGUUGAAACAGAAUUACCCCCCCCUUUCCCCUGCUUUGCUGUGGGAGGGGUCUGACUAUAUCAAUGUGCAUGCCUAUCCUCCCCAUCCCUCCAACCCUUCUCCAAACAUCCAUGCCAGAGCGUGGGCAUAAGUCUGAGGAUAUGAAAUUUGUCAGAACAAUCAAUCACUCUCCACUGACCCCCUAGCACCCCCUCCAAAAUACAACCCACCCUACUCCAGUACCUUGUCUCAUUACCUGGGACUGUUAACAUAGCUUAUUUGACUGAAUGCAUUUUGUAGUACUACAGAGACCAACAUAAAUCCUUAACCUAUUGCCACCCUGCUGUAUCAGUAUGACAUGUAUUUAUAUGAAGAAUAUAUAUAUAAAUAUAUAUAUAUGCAAUAUUAUAUAGGCAUGCUUAGGACUAAACAGUACCCAGGUUUUUGGAUGCCACUGUAAGGACCUGCUGUAAUGUUAAAGGAACAUUGUUUUGAGGUUUGAUUGAUUAGCAGCAGUUCUCUCUGUACAUGUACUGUAACACACCAAUCUGUCUGUAUUCAGAUGUGCCACUAUGCCAUCUGGAAUAAGUCCGUGUUCAGAUUCAACUACGGUAACACAACAAAGGACUGUUACAUUGACACACUUCAGAUGUUUACUACAAGGUCAUGACACCUCUUAUAAAACCUUCAUAACACCCUUGUUUGGACUUAUAUUCAUGUUUUUAUUACUACUCAUAACAUUCUCCUGAACUCCAAUUAGAUUUCAAUACUUUAAGUUGGCCAAUGGUUCUUGAUUCCACUGAUUGUAUUAUCAAGAGCUUAUGUAGGUGUUAGCUGCACAAAUGAGACCAAAGAGAGAAUUAUAUGAUAAUGAUUUGAUUGCAUUUAUUUGGCCUGAAUUUAAAAUCUUCAAAGAGAUCUAAAAUGAUUGAUAAAGAACCUGUAAUUGGUGAAAUAGGUCAUCAUAACAUUUGAGAUCUCCUUUAGAGGAAUCAAACAAUGAACACCUAUUGGUUCAUUCCUUGCUGACCCCC